Molecule: messenger RNA, 4785 nt
Organism: Myripristis murdjan (pinecone soldierfish)
Lineage: Eukaryota; Metazoa; Chordata; Actinopteri; Holocentriformes; Holocentridae
Product: interferon-induced very large GTPase 1-like
Exons: 3
Coding region: 52-4785 (1577 amino acids)
Molecular function (GO): GTP binding
Source: RefSeq, a predicted model, not a curated record
AAUGAACAUACAGAUGAAGACAAAGAUCAGGAUGGAGAGCCACAAAACUCUAUGAAGAAUUCAGAAGAGAUCACCUCAGCAGAGCAAAGUCAAAGAGACAUUGACACAUUGCUUAGGAGACUUCACCUUGACAAUUACAAAAAUCAAGAGAAGUUGACACUAGAACAUUUUCUUAGCCUAGGCCCACCUGUAAAACAGCACCAAGAGACAUCUGAGCAGGACUUAGCUCAAACCUUCCUUAAGAGGUUGAUGAUGCUAGACCACAGAGCCAGAUAUGUCCUUGUAGAACAGAACAGUGCUGAGGAGAGUCAUCCAAACAAAGUGCAAACUGCCAACAGUACAGAUGCAGAUGAAAAUGAUUUUGAUGUGUUUUUCAACACUGUUCCAAACACUGAUCAAAGUAAACAACGACAUGACAUUCAUCCAAUGGAUGUUCAGAUGGCAGUAUUUCACAGCUCAGAUAAUUUUCUCAGGCAGAACAUGGUUACCAAGUUAUCACAGUGUCAGUACGCCUUACCUCUGCUUUUGCCUGAUCCAUUCAAAAUGGAUAUUGAGUGUCCUCUGUGGACACUGAGACAAAUAAGAAAAAGCUGGAAGAGAACAGAUAACUCAAACAUUGUCACAAUGAGCAAUAUUCCUAUCUAUAAAGCUGAGACACCCAUGGUGUCAUUUUUUCGUCUUGGUUCUAACUCAUCAUCUAAAUCUCAGCUGAUGAACGCCUUAAUCAGUGACCGUCACAACACAUUCUUUCAUAGGAACUGCCCAGGCAACAGCAAGUCUCGCUACUUGAUGGAUGGUGUGGCAGAGAUUGCCUGGUACUGCCCUGCUGGAAAACCUACUGAUGCUUUCAGUGACUGUAUUGCCUUCUGCAAUCUUCAUGGUGAUGCUCUAACACAUGAAAAACAGCGUGACAUACUGAUUGAAAAAGCUUCAGUCAAUGUUGUUCUACUACCAACUGUGGAAAAAGGUGACAAAAGUUCAACAAUUAUUUCAGCUCUUCUCAAGUCUCCAACGCCUCUCAUCUGUCUCAUUGCUGAUAAUGACAGUGCUGCAAUUCAGAAGAAGCCUGGAAAAUACAUGAUGGGUCUGAAAGACAAAAGUCAGUCAGAUGUACCUGAAGAACUCAAAAAAAUCCUCAGAAAAAUGUUGUCUGCGCAAGAUGUGACCUUCAAACUUGAAACUAUGGCCGAUGUCCCUGGGAUCAGAGUGGAUGAAAAUGAUGGAGUCUGCUUAAAAGGGAAGUCUUCUGCUUCAGAGAUACUCAAAUUGCUUCAAAUUAUGGAUAUUUCAAAGAUCAAAGAGACAUUUCUCCAAUGUCAAGGCCAAUUUUGGCAUGAGUGGUGCAACAAAAACAAAGAAAUGUAUCACCUCAGAGGACAAAUUGAGAAGCAAAAAUGUCAGAAACAGCAAGAACUGAAGGAAAUACGACAAAAACAACAUCAGAUUCCUUCCAGUCCCCUCAUGCAGUUAUUUACUGAAAAUCUCCAGAAACUGUCAUCAAAUGAGAAAAUGUAUUUCCUGAAGUGGACUGGAAUCUUACUGGAUGACCUAUCCACAGACGACCUCUCUGCGAUUCUCCAACAAUAUGAUAGCAAGUGGUGUGAGGUCUUGGCUUUGAGGAAGAAACAUGAGAAAUCAGAUCAGUUAAAAAAUCUGCAAAUUGAGCUUGAAGAAAUAUCAACAAAACUCCAGUCAGCAACAUUUGGAUUAGAGCACAUCUUUAGGGAAAUGGGACAGCUCUAUGAAGCUGCUGCAUCUCUGACAAAUAAAAUAAAGAGAGGACAGACUAAUUGGUCCAUCUACCCUGAACUGGCUGCAGAGCUGAUGAUAUCAGGACAGCCAAUGGAGCUGCUGGAUGGUGAUGCUGGUCAUGUGCCAUUGACUUGGAUCAGUAGUGUUUUUGAUGUGGUCAUCAAGAAAUUGGGAGACAAGCGAGUUUUUGUUUUGUCAGUUCUAGGCAUCCAAAGCAGUGGAAAAUCAACAAUGCUGAAUGCCAUGUUUGGGUUGCAGUUUGCUGUAAGUGCUGGCAGGUGCACAAGGGGUGCCUUCAUGCAGCUUGUGAAAGUUUCAGCAGAGAUUCAGAAAGACUUUAAGUUUGACUAUGUUCUAGUUGUGGACACUGAAGGACUGCGUGCUCUGGAGUUGGAAGGGAGCACCAAUCUUCACCAUGACAAUGAACUGGCAACAUUUGUCAUUGGUCUUGGAAACUUGACUUUGGUCAACAUUUUUGGAGAAAAUGCAGCUGAGAUGCAAGAUAUCCUUCAGAUUGCUGUACAGGCAUUCAUGAGGAUGAAGAAGGUCAAGCUGUCACCAAGCUGUGUAUUUGUACACCAGAAUGUUACUGAAAUUGCAGCUGGAGAGAAAAACAUGGAAGGAAGGAGGCGCUUACAAGAAAAACUGGAUAAGAUGGCCCAACUAGCUGCCAAAGAGGAGGUUUGUGACGCUGAGUGCUUCAGUGAUGUCAUUGCAUUUGAUGUACAAGAAGAUGUUAAAUACUUCGCCCAGCUGUGGGAGGGAGGUCCACCUAUGGCCCCUCCAAACCCAGGUUACAGCGAGAGCAUCCAAGAGCUGAAGAACACCAUUCUUUCAAAAGCAUCAAAGUCUAAUGGGAUGACUCUUUCACAAUUCAAAAAUCGCAUUCUGGACCUCUGGAACGCCUUGCUGAAUGAACACUUUGUUUUUAGUUUCAAAAACACACUUGAAAUUGCAGUGUAUAGAAAACUUGAGGUUCAGUAUGGGAACUGGACUUGGAUGUUGAGGGAAGCCCUGCUGAACAUCGAAAACCAACUUCAUAACAGAAUUGAAAAUGAAAAACUUGACAAGGUUGAUCACAGUUAUCUCAUAAAGGAGAUGACCACUUCUCAUAAAGAAGUCGAAACAGCUAUGAAGACAUACUUUGAUGAAAAUGAAGACAAAGAAAUGUUGGCUCAAUGGCGAGGCCGAUUUGAAAGCAAAAUAAAGGAGUUUCAUGAUGAACAAAUGAAGGGAGUUAAAAGAAAACUGGAGGAGGUUAUCCAGCAGAAGAAAGCUCGCAAAAAGCUAGAUGAUAAGAAGACAGAGUUUGAGAACAAACUGCUCCAAAAGAGCAAAGAGUUGGCUUGUGAGUUGAGAGACAAGGCCAAAAAUGAGGGACUUGAACUUGAUCUUGUUGUAGAACGUCACUUCAACAGUGUCUGGGAUGUGUGGGUCAAUGAAUUAACUAAAGGUACCGAACAGAUAAAGGAUAUUGACAUAGAAGAAGAAGAGUGUUGUGUUCUCACAGAUCUUGGUAUUGACUCGUCUCUCAUGCAGGAAUGCAAAGACUCUGGUAAAUACAAAAAGAUAUCAACAAUUGGGAAUUAUAUUGAUUAUGUGACCCUUACCAAGCACCAACAUCUUGGAGACAAAAGUGAACAAUCUGAAGACAGGGAGAGGGAGACCAAAAUCCAAGAUCUCAUCAGUGAUGCUGAAAAUGUGACCAUGGACAUAAUUAAAAGCAAAUCUGUGGCUACAAGAGGCUACAACAGGACUUACUUGCAUGAAGUAGUCAAAACAGUGAAGGAAAAACUGAAAGACUCUGAAUCAAGGAAGAAGCCUUUUGUCCUCAAGAAUGAGUUUAAAGUGGAUCUCUUACUGUAUGUUUGUGACAUUGCAUGGAAUCAGCUUUUAAAGUCUCACCGCAAUUUCAGGAAUAACAAUGAUGCACUCAUUUAUUUGAAAAGCAAGAAAAAACAAUAUUAUAGCAUAUUUGUGAGCUAUUAUAAAAAUCACUCCUCUGCUGCUGUGCUUGCUGAGUUGAUCAGUGGCCAACUGGAGACUUCCAUCGUUGAGGCUGUGUACAACAAGACUGCCAUUGACCUGGCUGGAGAGAUGAAGUCUAGUUUCCCACCUUUCAGUGGAAACAAGGUGAACUUAGAGAAACAUAUUUUACAGUCACUAGCAGAAGAAGAGGACUUUGAGAAAUACAUGGAGUACAUUAAGCGCCCAAGGAAACUAGUAGAGGGUUUCAUAAAAAAGGCUGUAAAGGAAUACAUCUUCACCCAACACGGCAAAGUAGAUAGUAUACUCAAGAAAAAUGUGACCAGCACAAUGCAGCUUUUGAGUCAAGCAGUGCACAGUGCAACAGAGAAAGUUAAAAGUCAAGGAGGAAACACUGACGUGUGGCUGAAGGAGUUUUCCAGAUUGUUAAAAGAUCAGCUCAAGUUUAAUACUAACUGUUGGAAGAAUUUUAGUGAUAUAGACAAGUUUGACUUUCUCAAGGAGGAACUAGACAAAGGCCUUGAAGCCGUUAGUGAGAAGAUGGGAGGCCUCUCCGUGAGCCGCAGGGAGGGAUUCAGUGUGAGGCCUGAUGAAAUUCUCAUUGUCCAACUGUGCAGUUCCUGCUGGGCACAGUGUCCUUUCUGUAAUGCCAUUUGCACCAACACUCUGGAGGAUCACAGCCCUGAUGACCACUGUGUCCCUUUUCAUCGCCCUUAUGGAAUCAGUGGGUGGCACUAUAGAGAUACAGUGGAAUUUAGCGUCAAUUUCUGCACAACAUCAGUUGCAAGUGAUGGACAAUUUUACCCUCAUCGUGAUUCAGAACAGAGCAUUCCAUUUAAACUGUACAAAACUGCAGGACCUGAAUAUGCUAACUGGGAAAUUACACCUGAUGCAUCCAAGCUGAUAUAUUGGAAGUGGUUUGUAUGCCGAUUUCAGAGGGAACUAGAGGAACAUUAUGGAUUGAAAUUCCAGGGUUUAGGAGAAAUUCCCAGCGAGUGGAAGUCUCACACCAAAGAAAAAGCUAUCAAAAGUUUGGAGAACAUGUGA